AAUUACAUUGCAAUUGUGAUAGGAUUAGAUAAGAUUACGGGUACGUAUUGUAUUUGUACUAGUAUUAACACGAGGGUAAAACUGGAAUAUGGUCCGGUCGAGCAGGAUCCGGAUAUUCGGCGGCAGCCCGAGGUUGGGGCGCUCCGUUAAAUAGGCGGCCACCGGGUCUCGAACCAACUAUCCCUCCAAAGAUAUACCGCGAGAUAGAAAAAAAAGAAAAACAACAGAUCUGCCCAUGAGUGAGGAACUCAACCGGGACUACGAGAUCGGGGAGGAGGUAGGGCGCGGCCGCUUCGGCGUGGUCCGCCGCUGCGCGUCCCGCUCCACCGGCGACCUCUACGCUGUCAAGUCGGUCGACCGCUCGCUCCUCGCCGACGACCUGGACCGCGGCCUGGCCGAGCUGGAGCCCAAGCUGGCGCAGCUGGCCGCCGCGGGCAACCCCGGCGUCGUGCAGGUGCACGCGGUGUACGAGGACGAUGCGUGGACGCACAUGGUCAUGGACCUGUGCGCCGGGCCCGACCUGCUCGACUGGGUCCGCCUCCGCCAGGGCGCGCCCGUCCCGGAGCCCGAGGCCGCCGCCGUGGCCGCGCAGCUCGCCGAGGCCCUCGCCGUCUGCCACCGCCGCGGCGUCGCGCACCGCGACGUCAAGCCGGACAAUGUGCUCCUCGACGCCUGCGGCGACGGCGAAGGCGGGCCCGUGCGCGCCCGGCUCGCGGACUUCGGGUCGGCGGCGCUGGUGGGCGGCGGGGAGGGCGCGCGGGGGCUGGUGGGCACGCCGCACUACGUGGCGCCCGAGGUGGUGGCGGGCGGCGAGUACGGGGAGAAGGCGGACGUGUGGAGCGCCGGGGUGGUCCUGUACGUGCUCCUCACCGGCGGCGCGCUGCCCUUCAGCGGCGAGACGGCGUCGGACGUGUUCGCCGCCGUGCUGCGCGGCAGCCCCAGGUUCCCGCCGAGGCUGUUCUCCGGGGUGUCGCCGCUGGCCAAGGACCUGAUGCGCCGCAUGAUGUGCCGCGACGUCUCCCGAAGGUUCUCCGCCGACCAAGUCAUCCGGCACCCGUGGAUCGUGAGCGGAGGAGGGGCCCGAGAGGCGGUGCAGCCAACCUAAGGAGGCCCGUAGCAGGCCCACGUACGUCGACUGUUCCCGUGGAGAGAUAACGUGUCUAGCGUCUUUGUAUAUGCGACGAGAGUGUGCGAAGUAUCAGUAGUAGUGGUGGUAGUAGAGAGCUUCUGGUGCCAUUGUAUAAAUCCAGAGUGCCGACGAGCCAGCCAGGGGUUCGGCUGUAGCUAUCUUUUCUUUUUCUGGGCUUUUUUUUUGCUGCCUUGGUUAAGAGAACGCCUGCCUGUUCUGUUUCUGUGUCUGAUGGGAUGCUGCUCAUGUACAAACUAACCCUGCCUGCUUGCUUGUAAAAAAAUCGAGUACCAGUACUAAAUAAGCUGAUCUCUGUUCCGUUUUCCCGUUA
Messenger RNA from Hordeum vulgare subsp. vulgare (domesticated barley), 1460 nucleotides. RefSeq names its product phosphoenolpyruvate carboxylase kinase 1-like. Bases 236 to 1105 code for a protein of 289 amino acids. The transcript is spliced from 2 exons. The record is from RefSeq and is a predicted model, not a curated record. NCBI's taxonomy places the organism in Eukaryota, Viridiplantae, Streptophyta, Magnoliopsida, Poales, Poaceae. Gene Ontology annotation, molecular function: ATP binding; calcium-dependent protein serine/threonine kinase activity; calcium/calmodulin-dependent protein kinase activity. Gene Ontology annotation, cellular component: cytoplasm; nucleus. Gene Ontology annotation, biological process: intracellular signal transduction; peptidyl-serine phosphorylation; protein autophosphorylation.